Molecule: messenger RNA, 2266 nt
Organism: Andrographis paniculata
Lineage: Eukaryota; Viridiplantae; Streptophyta; Magnoliopsida; Lamiales; Acanthaceae
Product: formate--tetrahydrofolate ligase
Exons: 5
Coding region: 196-2100 (634 amino acids)
Molecular function (GO): ATP binding; formate-tetrahydrofolate ligase activity
Source: RefSeq, a predicted model, not a curated record
UUCCGCAUGGGGAGAUACACAUAGGCGCCAGUCUCCAGGAACGGAAAUCAUUGACGUUCCACCAACAAGAUAAGCCCGAGCUUCAUCGCUUUCCGAAUUGCACUGCGCUUCACAAAUCGCAACCAAGUUUCCGCCUCCACGGUCACGAUCUCGAAGCAGUUCAGGAUCAUAAAUCGUUUCUGAUUUUGGAUUCGGAUGGGGAAGACAACGAGAAAGUUGGAGGUGGCGUCGCCGGUGCCGGCGGACAUUGACAUAGCCAAUUCGGUGGAGCCACUUCACAUCUCUCAAAUUGCCGAGGAAGUCAAUCUCAAUCCACGACAUUAUGAUCUUUACGGGAAGUACAAGGCUAAGGUUUUGUUAUCUGUGCUUGAUGAGCUUCAAGGAAGUGACGAUGGCUACUAUGUGGUUGUUGGAGGUAUUACUCCAACGCCUCUUGGGGAAGGUAAGUCAACAACUACUGUUGGUCUGUGCCAGGCGUUGGGAGCUUUUCUUGAUAAAAAGGUGGUGACAUGCCUUCGUCAACCAUCACAAGGACCGACAUUUGGGAUCAAGGGGGGUGCUGCAGGUGGAGGAUACAGCCAAGUGAUUCCAAUGGAUGAGUUCAAUCUACACUUAACAGGGGAUAUCCAUGCUAUUACAGCUGCAAACAACCUUCUGGCUGCUGCAAUCGAUACCAGGAUCUUCCAUGAAUCGACCCAAUCUGACAAGGCACUUUUCAAUCGGUUGUGCCCUCCAAACAAAGAAGGUAAAAGGAGCUUCAGCAACAUAAUGUUCAGGCGCUUGAAGAAACUUGGCAUCUCAAAGUCCACGCCGGAAGAGCUUACGCCAGAAGAAGUAAAGAAGUUUGCAAGGCUUGAUAUCGAUCCUGAGUCCAUCACAUGGAGGCGAGUGAUGGAUGUAAAUGACCGAUUCUUGAGGAAAAUUACAGUCGGGCAGGGUCCCGAUGAGAAAGGCAUGAUAAGAGAAACAGGAUUUGAUAUAUCCGUCGCCAGUGAAAUUAUGGCAGUAUUGGCUCUCACCACUUCGCUUUCCGAUAUGAGGGAGAGACUCGGAAAAAUGGUGAUUGGAAACAGCAAAGCCGGCGAUCCUAUAACUGCUGAUGAUCUCGGAGUCGGUGGCGCUUUGACUGUGUUGAUGAAAGAUGCCAUAAACCCGACUCUGAUGCAGACACUUGAGGGCACCCCUGUUCUUGUUCAUGCCGGUCCUUUUGCAAACAUUGCCCAUGGAAACUCAUCUAUUGUUGCAGAUAAAAUCGCCCUGAAGCUCGUGGGACCGGGUGGGUUCGUCGUCACAGAAGCAGGAUUUGGCGCUGAUAUUGGGACCGAAAAGUUUAUGAAUAUUAAGUGCAGAUAUAGUGGUCUAAACCCUCAUUGUGCUGUCAUAGUGGCGACGAUUAGGGCCCUAAAAAUGCACGGUGGAGGGCCUGAGGUUGUGGCCGGGAAGCCCCUCGAUCGCGCUUAUGUGACUGAGAAUGUCUCUCUUGUUGAGGCUGGCUGCAUCAAUCUAGCUCGACACGUGUCGAACACAAAGGCUUACGGCGUAAAUGUUGUCGUGGCUAUCAACAAGUUUGCGACUGAUACUGAAGCUGAACUGAAUGCAGUCAAAAGUGCAGCUUUAUCUGCAGGGGCUUUCGAUGCAGUCAUUUGUAGUCACCAUGCCCAUGGAGGGAAAGGAGCCGUCGACCUUGGGGUUGCAGUUCAAAAGGCCUCUGAGAGUGUUACCCAACCUCUGAAAUUCUUGUAUCCUCUCGAUAUAACCAUCAAGGAGAAGAUCUUCGCCAUAGCCAAGUCGUACGGCGCCGCUGGCGUCGAGUAUUCAGAUCAGGCCGAGAAACAGAUUGAGAUGUAUACGAAACAAGGAUUUUCGGGUCUGCCGAUCUGCAUGGCCAAAACACAAUACUCUUUCUCCCACAAUGCGUCUGAAAAAGGAGCUCCCAGUGGCUUCACUCUACCGAUCAGAGACGUUCGUGCGAGCAUCGGGGCCGGCUUCAUCUACCCUCUAGUCGGGACGAUGAGCACGAUGCCGGGAUUGCCUACUCGGCCGUGCUUCUACGACAUUGACGUCGAUACUUCCACCGGAAAAGUCAUUGGCCUUUCUUGAUAAUAGAAUGGUGUUCUUGCCAUGGCUAAGCUUCAAUCACCAUUGCUGUAGCUUGAAAAUAAAGAAACUGUACUCUACGUAAGUUCAUGGCUUUACUUUCAUGGCGUGAUGAUGAAUUAUUCUUACAGACUGUAAGUAAUUUAUACAUGGCAACUUUCUCUUUUCA